This is a messenger RNA of Protopolystoma xenopodis, 192 nucleotides long. Lineage: Eukaryota; Metazoa; Platyhelminthes; Monogenea; Polystomatidea; Polystomatidae. The record is from the annotation of a GenBank genome assembly.
CCUGACAGUCCUCUCGUCCAAGACUGGCUCGAGGAUGCCUGGGAUACGGAGGAGAGUUUGAAUGAUGGAAGUGAGUUGUCACGGCGAGAAUUGUCUAUUGCAGGCAGCACGGGUGGCGGGAAGACGUCCAAAGUGCUUCGGCAGGGGGAAAAAUUUACAAAGCGCCAGUUGACAGCAGGCCGUAUACAGUAA